Messenger RNA from Patella vulgata (common limpet), 2614 nucleotides. Its product is annotated as ubiquitin carboxyl-terminal hydrolase 32. The annotation marks the transcript as partial. Gene Ontology annotation, molecular function: cysteine-type deubiquitinase activity. The record is from RefSeq and is a predicted model, not a curated record. The transcript is spliced from 6 exons. Gene Ontology annotation, biological process: protein deubiquitination. Lineage: Eukaryota; Metazoa; Mollusca; Gastropoda; Patellidae.
AAACCUGCUGCUAGGAUAUUGGCAAUACCUGUUUGUCAACGAUAUAUCAACGAUGACAAUAAACCUGUUCUAUUUAACCAUCCUAAUAUAGUAUAUCUACCUAGUCAUGUGACAGGACAGACAUUAUAUAGUACUAUAAGUACAGUUAUCCCCCCUGAUACGGUGUAUUCGGUUGUAUUAACAGAUGGACAGGGUAAACAUUGUUCACGGUGUCAACAUAUGGAUCAUUGUACUGGAUGUGUUAUGAGUCGUGAAGGGGAGAUCACUCUACAGCCUGGAGAUCAUCUUGCUGUUCAAGUAGAAGAUGUAACUAGGGGGCAGAUAACUCAAGCCGAAUGUUUGGUUGAUCAUGUGACUAUGAAUGACCUUCGACCUGAUGAACCUGUUACUAUUUAUGAUUGUUUUACUGCCUUUACUCAAUGUGAAGUUUUGGACGAACAGAAUCCGUGGUUUUGUCCACAAUGUCGUAAAAAUCAAUGUGCCAAUAAACGAAUGACCGUCUGGCGAUACCCUGAUACAUUGAUUGUUCAUUUAAAACGUUUUGUCUUUCAUGAGUUUUCGAGUACGAAAAUUGACAACCCUGUGAUAUUUCCCCAAAAAAACCUCCAAUUAACGGACUUUCUCUCCGGGCCUAAAAACAACGACCUUCAAUACGACCUCUACAGUAUUGUUUGCCAUUUUGGAGGGUCUAAUUCUGGUCACUAUACAUCGUAUACACGACACCCUAUUAAUGGUGAGUGGUUUUAUUAUAACGAUGAAACUGUGACACAAUCUGUACCUAAAGAUGAGGAAUACAGCAGCGGCUACGUUUUAUUCUAUCAAAAACUUGGAUCGAAUGUUAGGAUUACACCUGGAGUAAAAUAUUCAAACUGUGAUAAUCUACUACCCUCUGUCUGUUGUAUAGACGACGAUACACAACACGAUAUAGAUCCUACACAAUUAGACUUUUACUCUUAAUUUAUAUCUCUAGACACAGCACACAGAUCACUCAACUAUAUAUAUAACAAACAGAUCAACACACACACAGGUCAACACACACAGACCAACACACACGGGUCAACACACAUACAGGUCAACACACACACAGGUCAACACACACAGAUCACUCAACUCAACACAAACAGAUCAACACAGAGAGAUAAAUUUAAAGAGAAAUGAAAUGAAAUGGUGUUUAACAUUCUACUUUCCUGCAUCAAUCAGGUUGAUGGGCAUAUACACUGCUGUUCACUUCAUAAUUUUAGUGUAUUUUUUUCAUGAAGUUGAUUUUAAGGAAACAAGGUUUAGAACUUAGCCUAACAUAAGCCUCUUAAGUUAAACAUACAUUAUGCUAGAGGUAAACCUACCUAUUGCAGGUCUUUCUUUAGGCCUGAAAUGUUAACUAAAUUAGACAUUAAUUAACAUGACAAGACCAUAAUCAUCUCUUGAUGUCAUCGUUAGCUUCCGAUAUUUAGUGGAUUUGAAUCCGUUUUUUGAUGGAUGACGAAACGUUAAAAUGGACAAUCAAGUUUAUUAUCGUACCAACAUUAGUAAUGACGAUCAAAGCUUGCCUAAAAUUGAAUUCGUAUUAUCAUGGUUUAGAGUUAAGCAAUUUGACUGAAAUUUUCAGAAAGUUGCUAAUAUAGCAAGAACUGUCAUCUCUUUAUCUAAUCUAACCCGAUGUCUGUUUAGCUGUUUAGUCCAGUCUGCAGUUAUAUCAACUGUUUAUUAUCAAAUUAACAUUUUAAUUGUACAUAAUUCUCUUCUGAUUUAAUUUAUUAGAAAUUAUUCAAAUUAACAUUUUGUUUAGUUUUUUUAGGCCAAGGAAAUAAUUCCCCUGAUUAUAAUUACUUGGCUUCCAAAAUAGUAAUCUUAAUAGCUGAGUCAAGUUCCGAAAAAUAAUGCGAUUUGGAGUGUUGAAUAACGAAAUAUUGACGUUGGAAUUUGUCAGCUGAAAACCAUGUUAAGACCGAUUUUGCUGUUAUUAUUAGGUUUUGUUGUAAUGUUAAUAAUGUUGAAAUGAUUGAUCGAUUCUAACUUGUCGAAACAAGCUAACACUACCUGUAAUGUUGAUAUGUCUAUCUGUCUACCUGUACAGGUGUUCUAUCUGUCUACCUAUACAGGUAUGUCUAUCUGUCUACCUGUAGAGGUGUGUUUAUUAAGAUGUAGUUUGUGUGUUUGUUAAUGAUUGACUCGUGUUUUAAUUCGACUGUAACAAGAAUUUAUAGUGAUGUGAAUAUUCUAACUUUUACUACUCUUCUCUUCUUGGUUUGUAUCAGUGACAUCUCACCCUCGUCUUGGUUGUAUGUGUUUUCCGCUUCAUCUUGGCUUGUAUGAAAGUGCCGACCCCUCCCAUGUGGGCUUGUAUGAGUGCCCAAACGCUCAUUUUGGCUUGUAUAAGACCCCCACCCCCACCUUCAUCUUGGCUUGUAUGAAUGUCUACCCCACCCCCUCUCCGCCACUUGUAUGAGUUUGUAUGAUAUUGUAGCUAUAUCACUACGUGUUUUUGUUGUAAAACCCUCAGUUUUUCAGAUAAAUAUGUGAUAAAAUUGUGUAAAUAUAAAAAUAUCAAAUCAUUUGAUGUAAGAAGAGAAAACAAAAUAUAUUGUACGAGAAAUAAAAAAUGUGUAAAAAACAA